Molecule: messenger RNA, 4776 nt
Organism: Akanthomyces muscarius
Lineage: Eukaryota; Fungi; Ascomycota; Sordariomycetes; Hypocreales; Cordycipitaceae
Exons: 1
Coding region: 1-4776 (1591 amino acids)
Biological process (GO): transmembrane transport; lipid transport
Cellular component (GO): membrane; intracellular membrane-bounded organelle
Molecular function (GO): lipid carrier activity; ABC-type transporter activity; ATP hydrolysis activity
Source: RefSeq, a predicted model, not a curated record
AUGGAUCUUUACCGCCAAAUUUCGGCGCUGCGCAACAAGACGCUCAAAAUCAUCAUCCAGCGGCACUUUGUCUCGACGCUCUACUCGGCGCUCAUCCUGCCCGUCAUCGCCUCGCUCUACCUCGGCCUCGGCCAAAAGUUCAACAACGCCGACGACAAGUACGGCAUCGGCACGCCGCAGGACAUCGAUUCGCUCGCCGAUGCCCUGGGCCACGCCACCGGCGGCCGCAGCACCGUCGUCCUCGUCAAUUCGGGCCACACCGGCGGUGCCAUUGACACGGUCCUUGACGCCGUCGCCGACGCUGUAACGUCUGCCGGCAAAAAUGCCACCCGCCUGAGCCAGGAGUCUGACAUUGGCUACGUCUGCAAGGGCUCGAUCCAGGCGACGACGCGGUGCUUUGGCGCCGUCGUGAUUCACUCCUCGCCCGACGAGGGCGAUGGCGGCUACUGGAACUACACGCUGCGCGGCGACGGCGCGCUCGGCCGCUCGUUUCGCGUGGACAAGAGCAACAAUGCGGCGGAAGUCUAUGCACUGCCGCUGCAGCGGGCGGUCGAUGCCGCGAUUGCCAAGCACGAGUCGACAGGCUCGUUCCCGACCGAGACGCAGCAGUAUGCAUACUCAGCCCUCACCGAGGACGAGCGCCAGGCCAAGGUGCGCCGCGAGUAUCAAAAGACAUUUAUCAACUUUCUCAGCGUCGCCUUCAUCAUGGCACUGAUUGGCGUCUGCUACCACAUGCCGGGCUUCAUUGCGACGGAGCGUGAGAUUGGUAUGUCGCAGCUGAUUGACGCCAUGAUGCCCGUCCAGGCCAAGUGGCACUGCCAGCUUGCCCGCCUCCUAUCUCACCACAAUGCCUUCAUCAUCACGUAUCUGCCCGGCUGGAUCAUUGCCGCCGUGGUGAACCGCAUUCUCAUCUGGACCAAUGUCAGCUACGGCAUCGUCAUCCCCUUCUUCAUCCUCGCGGGCGUGGCCAUGACGUCCAUGUCGCUGCUCGGCGCAUGCUUCUUCAAAAAGGCGCAGCUGUCUGGCAUCAUCACCGCGCUCGUUUGGCUCGUCCUUGGCAUUGUCGCCCAGGCCAUUCCUCAUCCCGGCACCGGCACCGUGGCCGUCCUCAGCCUCCUAUUUACGCCCUGCAACUUUGUCUACUUCAUCACCUACAUUGCGCGCUACGAGCAGGAGGCCCUCCCCACCAACCUGCUGCACGCCCACCCAAACAGCCCCUGGAAGCUGCCCGGUAUUGUCAUGUGGGUGUUUUUCGCCAUUCAGAUCCUGGCCUACCCUCUGCUCGCCGCGCUCCUCGAGCGCUCACUGCACGGUGUCACCACCGGCACGCGCCAAAACGCGGCGCCGGCCGCCAACGGCUCCGCGCUGCCCGAUGCCGUCCAUAUCAAGAACAUGACCAAGAUCUACAAGCCGACUUUUCUGCGCCGAUUAUUUUCCUUUGUGUCGCCGCCGAGACCGGAGGUGGUCGCCGUGGAUUCAUUAACGCUCACCGCGAAAAAGGGCCAGAUCCUGGCGCUGCUCGGUGCAAAUGGCAGUGGUAAGAGCACGACCCUCGACGCUAUCGCCGGCAUCAGCAACUUUACGAGCGGCGAUAUUGCGAUUGAUACGACCGGUGGUCUGGGCAUUGCGCCGCAAAAGAAUGUUCUUUGGGGGGAGCUUACUGUCGAGGAGCAUCUCCAUGUCUUUGCCAGUCUCAAGACGCCAUCCAACCCAGCGACACAAGAACAGAUUGACAACCUCAUCCAUGCUAUUGGUCUCAAGAAAAAGACCAAGGAGAUGGCCAAGACGCUCUCUGGCGGACAGAAGCGCAAAUUGCAGCUUGGUCUGAUGCUGAUUGGCGACAGCGCCGUUUGCUGCGUCGAUGAAGUCUCGUCUGGUAUUGAUCCGCUGUCGCGCCGCAAGAUUUGGGAUAUCCUCCUUCGCGAGCGUGGUAGCCGCACAAUCAUCAUGACGACGCACUUUCUCGACGAGGCCGACCUUCUUGCUGACAACAUUGCGAUUCUGUCUAAGGGCAGGCUCCGCGCCGAAGGCUCCUCGGUCCAGCUCAAGGAUACCUUUGGCUCUGGAUACCGCGUGCAUGUUCUCAAUGCCCGGCACAUGAUGAGCCGCGCUCCGGAAGUCGAAGGCGUAGACCGCUACAUUUCCUCCAACACAAUAACCUAUGUCGCGAGCUCCGCAACCCAUGCCGCCUCCGUCAUCCGCCUGCUCGAAUCCCGCAAUGUGCCGUACAAGUUCUCCGGCCCGACAAUUGAAGACGUGUUUUUAAACUUGGCCGAAGAGAUCAAUGACCAUGGCAUGAGAGACCAAGCUAUCUCGCGUGAGGGUGCUCUGGAGAACAAGAUCAGUCCCAGUGAGAGUCCCGCGAUAGAAAAGCCAUCGGCUGGUGAAGCGCUUCCCCUCUUGCACGGUCGCCAGCUAGGUCUCUUUCGCCAAAUCAUUGUUCUUUUGCAAAAACGAUUUGUCAUCUUCAAGACGAACUGGGUGCCCUAUCUGGCAGCUUUUCUGAUUCCCAUUAUAGCAGCGGCGAUCAUCCAGCUACUCAUUAAGAACCUAUCAGCUCCUGGCUGUUCUCCCAGAGAUCGCAGUAGCGACAACAAGAACACGCAGUUCACUGACCUUCUUGGCUCUCCAUUUAUCGUGGGCGGCCCAUCCUCGACAUUUAGUGCUUCCGCCGUUGCAGAACUCUUCAAGCCGCUCGUUCCAAGUCUUGCCGACAGCGCCAGCAGCCACAUCAAAGUGGUCGACUCGUUUGACUCUUUCAAGACAUACAUCGAGGACAACAGAAAAAAUGUCACCCCUGCAGGUAUCUGGCUUGGACAGUCAGGCUCUGCAGCUACACUAGCCUACAAGAUGGACGAGGCAGCGUCCAUGUUCACAUCAACACUGGGCCAGAGCCUUCUUGAUAGUCUGCUCUUGAACAAGACAAUCGCGACCCAAUAUAAGCCCUUUGACGUUGCUGCUGCGCCGUCUACCGGUAGCGGCCUGCAAGUCAUCGUCUACUUUGCACUCGCAUGCUCUGUUAUUCCGGGUCUGUUUGGUCUUUACCCAAAUUCCGAGAAGCGCAACGGUGUGCGUGCGCUCCAGUACUCGAGCGGUGCUCGCGCAUUCCCCGUCUGGGCAGCCCACGCUAUCUUUGACUGGUCCAUCAUGGUCGUUUCCAUGUUGAUUGCGGCGGGCAUCCUUGCGGGCACGUCUAGCAUUUGGUACAACGUCGGUUUCUUGUUUCCGAUUUUCGUCUUUUACGUGCUGGCAGCCAUCUUGAUUUCGUACUUUGUGUCGCUCAUCAUGAAGAGUGCUUUGGCCACUUAUGCAAUCGCCUCGGUGAUUCAAGGCUUGGGUUUUGCAAUCUAUCUGAUUGCUUAUUUCUUCAUCUUGCUCUAUUCGGACCCGGCGGAGACGGAGAAGAGCGUCUUGAUCGGUCAUUGGGUUAUUGCCAUUAUUUUCCCCACGGGCUCGCUGGUGCGCGCACUCAUGGUCGCUCUCAACGUCUUUUCCACCACGUGUGACGGUUUUGCGCUGCAGAGCAACCCUGGCGCUAUGAAGGCUUACGGAGGCCCGCUUGUAUAUCUUAUCGUGCAGUGCAUCUUUUGGUUCAGUAUGGUCGUUUACUUUGAGAGCUCCGAUGGCAAAUACAAGACUGGCAAGCCACAGUACAGUGAGGAUACCGAGGAUCCGGAGGUGGCCGCAGAGGAGGUCCGUGUGGAUGGACCGGGUGAGGAAACCGAUGGCCUUCGCGUGGUACACCUGACCAAGGCGUUUGGAAAGACGACUGCUGUUGAUAAUGUCACAUUUGGUGUCGGUCACGGCGAAGUGUUUGCACUGCUUGGUCCUAACGGAGCAGGAAAGUCAACAACAAUAUCCAUCAUUCGUGGCGAUAUCGCCCCGAGCCGGAUGGGUGGCGAUGUCUUUGUGGAGAAUGCAUCCAUCACAAAGAAUCGACCUGCGGCGCGCGCCAAUCUUGGAGUCUGCCCGCAGUUCGACGCUAUCGACUCCAUGACUGUAGCCGAGCACUUGCAGCACUAUGCCCGCAUCAGAGGCAUCGCCGAUGUGGAGCAUCAAGUCACAGCUGUCAUCCGCGCAGUUGGCUUGGAAGCGUACACUGGCGUCAUGGCGCACACGCUUUCCGGCGGUAAUAAGCGCAAGCUGUCCUUGGCUAUUGCGCUUACGGGCAACCCUUCAGUAAUUCUUCUCGAUGAACCCUCGUCUGGUCUUGAUGCUGCUGCCAAGCGCAUCAUGUGGCGCACGCUCGAGGCUGUGGUCCCUGGCCGAUCGAUUCUGCUCACGACACACAGCAUGGAGGAAGCCGACACUCUAGCGACACGGGCGGGCAUAAUGGCGCGACGCAUGCUGGCGCUCGGCGGCACCGAGCAGCUGUGCCAAAAGUUUGGCGACACUUUGCAUGUGCACAUGGUGAGCAAAACGGCGCCGCACUCGAGUGACGAGGAAAUGCAGCAGAUCCAGGCUUGGGUCAUGGAGACCUUUCCCGGCGCGCGAACUGAGCAGGAGACCUUCCAUGGACAGAUGCGCUUCUCGGUCCCUGCGUCGUCCAUCCAGGUGCCGGGCGGCAGUGACGGAGGCAGCGGCAACGGCAGCGUCAUCGGACAGCUGCUGCUCAUACUAGAGGAAAACAGGGAGAGACUGGGCGUUGCGCAUCAUAGCGUCAGCCCUACGACGCUAAAUGAAGUCUUUCUGACGAUUGUCGGUAAAUAUGACGUGCAGGAGGAGGGCGAGGCGACACCUAAAAAGACGCCGUGGUGGAAGAAGUCGCUGUUUUGA